CCAGUCCUCUGCCUGAAUCCAGCUGGUAGCCUGCCUGCCGUUGACGGUUCUGUUGCAGUUGAGGUGAGAGCCGCCAGUCACCAUGGGGAACAUCUUCGGGAACCUGUUGAAGAGCCUGAUAGGCAAAAAAGAGAUGAGGAUUCUCAUGGUGGGCCUGGACGCUGCUGGGAAAACCACCAUCCUCUACAAGCUGAAGCUGGGGGAGAUUGUCACCACCAUUCCUACUAUUGGUUUCAAUGUAGAGACAGUUGAGUACAAGAACAUCAGCUUCACCGUGUGGGAUGUGGGUGGCCAGGACAAGAUCCGUCCCCUGUGGAGGCACUACUUUCAGAACACCCAGGGGUUGAUCUUUGUGGUGGACAGCAACGACCGUGAGCGAGUGAACGAAGCACGGGAAGAACUGAUGAGGAUGCUGGCAGAGGACGAGCUGCGGGAUGCCGUUCUUCUCGUCUUUGCUAACAAACAGGACCUGCCCAAUGCCAUGAACGCUGCAGAGAUCACGGACAAGCUGGGCCUGCACUCCCUACGCCACCGUAACUGGUACAUUCAGGCCACCUGCGCCACCAGCGGUGACGGCCUCUACGAGGGCCUGGACUGGCUGGCCAAUCAGCUGAAGAACAAAAAGUGAACAGUUCGGUCAGUAGAGUGGGGAAAAGCCUGGGUGCCAGCUCCAGGUAGUGGUUAUAGUGGAUCCAUUGCGUUUACAUGGAGAGGCAGUGCUGAAAAGUUCCCAGGGGGUGACUCUCAAUGGCUUUCUCCCCCCACCCCAAAUACUUCUAUUUUAUUUCUUUACUUUGAUUAAUUUGAUUUGUUUGGAUCUGCGGUGAGCGUAUUUAAUCAUUUAGAAAACAAUGGUGUCGAAGUUGACUUACAUUCUAUAAGCUGAAUACAUAAAUAUCGGGAUGUAAUAGUAUAAUGUUACUGUGAAGGCUUAUGUAUUUCCCCUUCUUUGCAGUCUAUAACUUCUGACCUCCAUCACCGUUUAAUUUACUAUGAAAAUGUGAUGAAUCUAGACUCAUGAUGGCAGAACAACCUUCCCUCAGAUACUUGAUGUAAAUUAUAAAGAAUGUCAUAAUAGUAUAGUGGGAGUACUAUUAUUAUCUCAGAAUACUGUCGCUUUGUCUGAAAACAUUAUACUCAUACAGGCUCAAAUAAAUGUAAAGUUGUCAUUUCCUGUCCAUACAGAUGUUUUACCACCACCAAAUGGUGCACUCCAGAGCUUGAUUUAUAUUUGAUCAAAAACAUAGGUUAGUUCCAAUUUUAUUUAAACGCAUUAUUUUUUUAAAUUUAUUUUCUGAAACACAAAAUCUGCUGACAUACUACAUAGUCUUAAACAAUUUAUAUCUUUGUCAACAUUUAUUUAUAAGUUUAUUUAUUGAUUUGAUUUUCUAAGUGCAUCUAUUUUUUUCUCUCCUUUUAUUUCAACAUGCAUUUACUGCUAAGGCAGCUGGUGAAAAAAAAGAAGCCUCCAUAUCUCUGUAUAUUACCGCUUCCCAAUCUGCAUGGAGAUAUCCCAGUACUGGCUCGUGGGCUUGUGAGAGCUGUGAACUACUGCAGGCCGCUGCUGUAAAUAAAGAUUUGUUCUUAGUCAACUUGCCUGGCUCAGUAAGGGUUAAAACAAUUUGUCUGGCAUCAGCGAGGUGUCAUAGCUGAACUGAUACAGAUGACAGAACAGGCAUACUGUGCCAGCUCUGUGGCUUAGAAAAAAAAAAAAAACAUGCUGCUAUUGGCCUGUGAGUGAUUGGCGGAGUGAUGCAGCAGAGCAUGUGAUUGACAAUAUUAGAGAGCUUACAUGGUUUUGAAUGUUUAUUUUUUAAGUCAUUUUUUGUGCAAGCAGCUACUCUAUCUGUCAAAAGAACUCACAUUGCUUGUCAUCCUGAUUUUACUCAUCCCUAAUUGGCGUGACAUUAUAUGUGUUUCUUGUGUUGACCGUAUCUCUGUGUACCAUGUUGCACAAAAGAACUCUAGAUGCAUUAUUGUUGUACAAAAUGUAAUGUCUGGUUUUUUCUUGUGUUUUUGGAUGGAGUAUUUAUUUAUUUUGGAAUCAAAAGGCAAGCGUUGAUUUUAGUGUUGUUGUGUUUUUUCUUAAUUUGCUAAACUAGAUCAGAUCAGUUGUCUUUUUGAGUGUUCACAAAUCAGAUAAUUUGAAAAUAAUAGGAGAGAGGAUGAUAGUAAUACUGCAUCAUAAGGCAUGUUAAUACUGUAAAAGAUCUGUAAUAAAAGUGAAUUAUAAUAGCCUGUUUCCUCAGACUAUAUUUGUUAGUCUAAAUUACUGCUGCUGGUUGGAACAAUGCUGUACUGAUAAAUGUUCAUGGAUUUAGUGUAAAGUUUACUGAACAACCUUCUAAUAUGCAAAAGCAUGCUUUUCUAUGUCAGCGCAAUUGUAUAUAUGUUUAUGUAACAAGAAAAGUAUAUCAUGGUAAUCGCAGUCAAAUUGAAAGUGUUGUUGAGAACACCUGUAGAUAUCGGGUUCGGUGUGUUGGCAGAUACGUAUAACUGACAGCAGCUUGUGUGUGUGUGUGUGAUGUGCCCUCUAUUACGUUCAGUUUGGUGUGAAAAUUGUUUUUGUGGCCUUAUAUUGCCAGUGGUUAAUUUCACUUUGAUAACAGGUUUGUAUGUAGGAAUGUCCCGACAUUCAAGUAUCUCACCUACGAUCUGUAACACUGAUGCACUCGCAGUACUGUUGUGGCUAAACAUCCCUCUUUAAGUGACUAUUGGCAGACUAUAACUUGAAAAAUGAAGAAAAGCAAGACUGUGCAACAUUCCAGCUGAUAACGUGUGUUCAAAAAGGAACCAACUGAAAAUGAAUUUUAAUCAACUUAGUGGAAUAUUAUCAA
Messenger RNA from Toxotes jaculatrix (banded archerfish), 2837 nucleotides. It is a transcript of the gene arf3a, whose product is annotated as ADP-ribosylation factor 3a. The record is from RefSeq and is a predicted model, not a curated record. Gene Ontology annotation, molecular function: GTP binding; GTPase activity. Gene Ontology annotation, biological process: intracellular protein transport; vesicle-mediated transport. Lineage: Eukaryota; Metazoa; Chordata; Actinopteri; Toxotidae. The coding region runs from base 83 to 628 and encodes 181 amino acids. Gene Ontology annotation, cellular component: cytoplasm; plasma membrane. The transcript is spliced from 5 exons.